Messenger RNA from Aspergillus puulaauensis, 1047 nucleotides. RefSeq lists its product as uncharacterized. The record is from RefSeq and is a predicted model, not a curated record. The coding region runs from base 1 to 1047 and encodes 348 amino acids. The transcript has a single exon. Lineage: Eukaryota; Fungi; Ascomycota; Eurotiomycetes; Eurotiales; Aspergillaceae.
AUGUUCGCUCCACUCACAUUUGAAACUGACUGGCCUUCUGCACUCGAAAUGCCAUCACUAUAUAGUUUCGUGGAAUGGGCGGCUGACAGAGUCAUCUCCGCCUUCAGCACUACCAAACGCCCCUUGAGUCCUCCACCACCAUACACUGAUCAGUCACCAAAUGCUUACAAUCCAAACCAUCGCCCCUUCAGCAGCAAGGAUGAACCAUUCUCGUCACACGGGCGUCGAUCAAACCGAAAACCCAACUCUAUUGCCCUCGCCGCGGCCCACACCCGAGGUGACAAUGACAAAGACAAUAAAUCUGCCGACAGUGACAGGUUCGUCCGCAGCGCAUAUCGCGCAAGAGCCGUCCACUGGGGUAAUGCCAGCGAAAUUCCAAAGAGCCCAACCCAUCCCACUACGCCGGGUCUAAACGAAUAUCACGAGAGAAGAAGCAAGGCAAACAACAACGCUAUUCCCAAUCUCAAUCCUACGAGUCCUCGUAGCGGUAUCCCUGAUGACGGUGGUAGCUCUUACGAGGAAAACCGCUAUCCGGACUCUUGGUAUUCGCGUCCUUCAUCGCCGUCGUGCCAGACGCAGCCUGAUGUAGGCACAGAACACCAACACCGUGGCAACAGCAGUCCACAACCGAGACAUCGCACACACGUUCCGCGCAAAACCAUCCUGAAACAACCAACGCCAACUGACGAUGAGAUGCUCGUUCGAAACCUGUGGAAUUUAUCUGUGUCAGCUGACGAGCGGUUAGCCUAUAUGUAUGAGUUCCUAUCCCAGGUGUUGCUGGUUGGCGACGACAUUCUUGACUCGAUGCUGAGGGUGGGCGAACUGUCGAUGUUCGAGGAAGCCACGAGACAUGCGAAUAGGAUGGGAGAGAGGCAAAGGGAAAGAGGGUUCCGACCAGCGAAGGUACCAGUACCGCGUCAGCAGGCUGCUCGUGGGCGUCAACUUCCGGUGCAUGCGAAGAGUGAGGGCAGGAUAAGGAGGGGGCACCCUGGGCCGGUGUUUACGGCACCAAGGGAGAUGAAUAUUGCUGAGGAGGGGGAGGGAUAA